CUCCCCAGCAUCUCCCCGGCCGUCGCAGCGAGGGAGAGGAUGUCCGGCAGCACGGCGAGGAAGGUCCAGCCCUUCACCAUAAGCACCAAACUCUCCCUGCCCAAAUGUGGCACCGAUUUCUCCGGCGAUGCUUGCCCCGACAUCGCUCUCGCCUCCGCUCUGGGCAACCACCAUGGCCUUCGGCACAACCUCAACGAGCGCAUCUCCCUCUACCUGGCCCAAGCACGUGCCAGUCCCGCUUCCCCUGACAGCCAGCCCCGCAGCACCAGCCCCGUGGAAGAAGGAGUCACCGAUGAGGACCGGCUUAACCGCAACUCUCUUGCCCGCUCCAUCAAGAAGAUCACUCUGUCCAACUGGCAUGGGGAGGCUGUCGCAUGUGACACAGGGGGACCCAGGGAUCCUGCCCGGACCAGCGUUGAGAGGAACCACAACAACAACAAUAGCAGGGCAGGGAAAGCUCAGUUCAAGGUCUUUCUCAGAAAGGAAGUGGACGUGGAGGAAGAGAAGCAGGAGACCAGGAGCCCCCACACUGGUGGUUUCUGCUCACCGGUGGACCGAGGCUCCCCCUUUCAUGCGCUCGCAGGAGGCCCUGCAACAGCCCCGCUGAGAGAAAGCCCCAAGAGCAAGGAGCCCAACAUAGCCGCUGCGCCGAAAAGCGGCGGGCGAAGCAGCGCGGGCCCCACCAGCCUCCUCAACCUGAGCCCCUUGAUAGCGCAGUUCAACCGGGAGAUGCUGCAGGCGGAGGGCUGGGUGCGAGGCAAGCUGCGGGACCUGAAGGAUGGCUGCGACGUGCAGGACUGGGAGCAAGUGGCUCAGACCCUGCAGAGGGACAUGAAGGAUUUUGAGAACACGCUGAUAAAGCUCAACCAGAUGGGCGAGCAGCUGAUGGGGCGGCCGAGCCCCAGCACCGAGACGGUGCGUCGGCAGCUGCUGGCGCUGCGGGAGCAGUGGCAGCUCCUCCGGCAGACAGCUGCCAGCCAGAGCAAAGCCUUGGGCGGGCUGCGGAGCCUGCAGGACUUCACCAGGAAGGCUGAGCGGCUGGAAGCGUGGAUCAGGCAGAAGGAGGAGAAACCCUCUCUGGAAGCACUGCUGCAGGAAAGCCUUGACAAGAUCCAGCUCACCCGUCGCAUCCUUGACUUGAAACAGGAGGAACAGCAAUUCCAGAGUCUGCAUGAGGAGUUGAACAGCCUAGCCCAGAAGUUGGAAAAACAAGGCAAAAGCGAGAGCAGGAGCAUCUCUGCUCGGCGCAAGCACCUCAACAAGAUGUGGCUGCGGCUCCAAGGGACCCUGAAGGAGCAUCAUGAAGCUCUGCAGCUGGCUUUGGAAGUAGCUGCUUUCCUCCAGCAAGCAGAUACCCUUCUCGGGGCUAUCCAUGCCAAGUGGAGGAGUGUCUGUGGUGUGGGGAAGCAAGGGGAGGCCGAAGCAGUCCGCGAUCGGGACGUCCGGGACAUGGCCAGCCAGGUGAUGAUGCUGGAUGUGACUGUGUCCCAGCUCCUCAGCCUUCAGCCCAGCCUGGCAGCACGAAUCAGCCAUAAGCACCGAGAGGUUAAGGAGAGGUGGGCCCAGCUCCAGCAGGUGCUGAGGUAG
Tinamus guttatus (white-throated tinamou) is the source of this 1587-nucleotide messenger RNA. Lineage: Eukaryota; Metazoa; Chordata; Aves; Tinamiformes; Tinamidae. The record is from RefSeq and is a predicted model, not a curated record.